AUGCCAAAGUACGACGAUGAAGCGUUUGGGUCUGCUCUGAUAAUAUUCUCAGUGAUCUGCGCGGGAGCCAAUGUUGCCCUAAUCUGCUCCUUCAUAUAUCACAAGAAGUACAAAAAGAAUUAUCAUCUCGCUUACCUGAACUUGGCCGUGUCAGAUCUAGUUUUAGCUCUCUUUGGAUUUUCUGUCAGAGGCCCGGUUAUAAUCGGUGGUUCAUCCAAGAUUCUCUGCCAGAUUUCUAUCCCCCUGAGCACAAUGAUAACAAUCUGGAACCUUCUCGCAGUAGUUCCUAUAGCUUACGAUAGACUUAUUGCUACCGUCAAACCGACGAGAUACAACGAGAGAACACACACUACACGGCUCCGAGUUAUGAUCAUCUCGUUUUGGGUGUUCGGAGUGGUGUACACUGGAAUCGUUAAAAUCUAUCAGCAUCUUAAAGGCCGAACUUUACACCAGUUCGAUUACGAGGCACGUGAAUGCUACUUUGAUUGUUCUUACCACAAAACUCUUCUCUACUACACCAACCUUACUCUGUCCAGGAUUCUUCCUCUCCUUUUUAAUGUCAUAGUUUACGUGCUAUCUCCAACUCCUGCCCAGAAAAACGUUGCAACUUCUAAGGAUGAUGGAUGUAUUGUGUUAGGUUCCCCAUUCUGCCAAGAUGCUAAUCGCAAACAUUCUCUGCUGAACCCUUAG
This is a messenger RNA of Bolinopsis microptera, 690 nucleotides long. RefSeq lists its product as uncharacterized. Gene Ontology annotation, molecular function: G protein-coupled receptor activity. Gene Ontology annotation, biological process: G protein-coupled receptor signaling pathway. NCBI's taxonomy places the organism in Eukaryota, Metazoa, Ctenophora, Tentaculata, Lobata, Bolinopsidae. The record is from RefSeq and is a predicted model, not a curated record. The transcript is spliced from 4 exons. Bases 1 to 690 code for a protein of 229 amino acids. Gene Ontology annotation, cellular component: membrane.